Messenger RNA from Eucalyptus grandis, 1620 nucleotides. RefSeq names its product fructose-1,6-bisphosphatase, chloroplastic. Gene Ontology annotation, biological process: sucrose biosynthetic process; fructose 1,6-bisphosphate metabolic process; fructose 6-phosphate metabolic process. Gene Ontology annotation, cellular component: cytoplasm; cytosol. The record is from RefSeq and is a predicted model, not a curated record. Gene Ontology annotation, molecular function: fructose 1,6-bisphosphate 1-phosphatase activity. NCBI's taxonomy places the organism in Eukaryota, Viridiplantae, Streptophyta, Magnoliopsida, Myrtales, Myrtaceae.
AAUCUCUCCACUUUCUUGCCGCCACUGACGGUCUGCUACCACUCCCAAAGAGUCUCCUUUUAUCCAAAAUUUGCAGAUAGAAUCAUCUCCAUCUCAAAUUCUGCCAAGUAAAAUCUUCACCUCAUCCAUCAGAACUUAGCAAAAAGGUUGUUCCUUUACUUCCCAUGUAGCCUGCCACAUCCUGGAUUUUGAGUUGACCUUCAUCUGAUCCCAGUUCUCGAAACUUUUACUAUGCAAUUACCCACAACGCUCGAAUACCCACUUCCGUCGACGUCUCCAAGGUCCCUCCUUUUCAUUCCCAAGGCCCAGAAUUUUCGGACACUACCGAAUUUUCCUCCAAGAAACAGGUUUUGCACCUCGAAAAUGGCUUCUUUUCCUGGGUUUUCGGUGAGGUGCUGCGCGACCGGCGGUGCAACAGAGGGCCAGAGUGAGUACCGCACGUUGGUAGAGUUCUUGGGUAAGGAGGGGAUUGGCGUGGGAGAUGAUCUGGUGCUGCUGUUUGAUCACUUGCAGUAUGCUUGCAAGAGGAUUGCUUCUCUUGUGGCUUCUCCGUUCAAUUCCAGCUUAGGAAAGCAAGCAAGUCUUGUUGGUGGGGUGGGUGGUGAAUCAGGCAGAGAUGCCCCGAAGCCUCUGGACAUUGUCUCUAAUGAAAUUAUCUUGUCGUCUCUAAGGAAUUCUGGAAAAGUUGCUGUCAUGGCUUCAGAAGAAGAUGAUGCUCCAGUUUGGAUAGUUGAUGGUGGCCCAUUUGUUGUGGUAACAGAUCCCUUAGAUGGUUCUAGGAACAUCGAUGCAUCCAUUCCCACAGGAACAAUUUUCGGCAUAUAUAAUCGGCUUGUGGAACUUGAUCAUUUACCUAAAGAUGAGAAGGCUCAGCUGAACUCACUGCAGAGUGGAACCAGGCUUGUAGCUUCUGCUUAUGUUCUCUAUUCUUCAGCCACAAUUCUUUGUGCUACCUUUGGUUCCGGAACACAUGCUUUUACUCUGGAUCAAUCUACAGGAGACUUCAUUCUAACUCAUCCAAACAUCAAAAUUCCUCCUAGAGGGCAAAUUUAUUCUGUAAAUGAUGCAAGAUAUUUUGAUUGGCCGGAUGGUUUAAGACGGUAUAUUGACACUGUUCGGCAAGGGAAAGGAAGAUACCCCAAGAAAUAUUCAGCACGUUAUAUAUGCUCUCUGGUGGCCGAUUUUCAUCGCACUCUGCUGUAUGGUGGCGUGGCAAUGAAUCCUAGAGAUCAUCUCCGUCUAGUUUAUGAGGCAAAUCCUUUAAGCUUUCUUGUGGAGCAGGCGGGUGGCAAGGGCUCUGAUGGCAAAAGUAGGAUUCUUUCUAUUCAACCUGUGAAGCUGCAUCAAAGGUUGCCACUGUUUUUGGGCAGUCCAGAGGACAUUGAAGAAUUGGAGAGCUAUGAAAAUGUUCAGCAAAAAGUAAAUCCUGGAUAUGAAGUUUAGGUCCCCAGUCGCAAUGAAAUCUGUAUUGGUCUGAUGAGUUUUGUUGCUGGGUCCUCUCCCUUUUACAGUUUUGGUAAAUGUCAAGUCAUUCAAAAUGUACUUUACUAAUUUGGGAUCAUAUGUAAAAUCAGCAAUUAGAUGAGAUGUGAUCAAGGAUUGGCAUUUUGCUUUGUCUAA